AUGGCCGCAGAUGACCUUUUUCCAAGUCGCAGUUGGAAGUCAGCAAACGUAGGUCUCGUUGUAGUACAAGCUCUGCUCGCGUUCAUCGCAUCCCUUGCGGUCGCUUUACGCAUCUAUGCGCGCAUAUCCCUCCACAAGAAGCUCGCUCUGGAUGAUUUGAGCAUCAUCCUCGGUCUACUCUUCGCAAUAGCGCGAGCAGUGGUGGCCUCACUUUCGUCCCAGAGCGGGUGGGCAAGCAGAAAAGGCCCUGAUCAUGCCUUUCAAGUGCCGUAUUACACUCACUAUUUCGAGCGACGUCUCUUUUACGCUCUGAGUGCUUUCUUCAUAAGGACGGGUGUGCUGCUGUACUAUCUGCGCUUGUUUCCGCGAACGCUUUCUCGACUACGGUUCUAUUCGUGGAUCCUCCUUAUGUUCAGUCUUGCACAAUGUCUGCAGCUGUGCGUCGUGCUUGCCGUGUACUGCGACGACAUCACAGAUUUGUACCGAGGAGAUUUGGAAAAGUACCAUAAUCCCCGAUGUGCGGACGCCCCCCCUUUCACAUAUAGCGGCGCGAUUGGCGAUGCUGCAAUUAAUGCCGCGAUAUACGUUCUCCCUCUGCCCUACGUCUGGGGACUCAAGAAGUUAAAGCUUGAGCAGCGGCUUGCGCUGGUGUUCAUUUUUGGGAUCGGCAUCAUAGCAUGUUUCUUCGCAUUGCUGCAGAUCCCAUUUAUCAUUAUGAACUAUCGCUACAACGAUUCUACAGGAAAGAGAUGGUUCGGUAGUCAAGUCAGCACUUUUAUUGCCGUAGAACUUUGCUUAGGCCUUACUGCUGCGUCGUUGCCUGAUGCAAGAGGCUUGAUAGCGAGGAUCAGACCGGGCUUUAUGGCCAAGUUUCGUCAUGUUGACGAGUCGUGCUCCGGCCCGGAUACACAUUCACGAAACAGACGCAGGCGACGAGGUGGAGAUGCUGCAUAUUCGUUGAAUGCGAUUCCCAUUUCUGGUGGUGCUCGCGCAUGGGAAUGCAGCGUUGAGCAGAAGACGAAGAAGCCGGAUUGGAUAUGUUCGACGAUUCCUUGGCCAACUUCUGAAGAACCCGGAGCAGCUGGAAACAGCGAACGAUCAACGGUAAGCGAACGAAUUGAAGAACGUGGUUCUGUUUAA
Molecule: messenger RNA, 1140 nt
Organism: Verruconis gallopava
Lineage: Eukaryota; Fungi; Ascomycota; Dothideomycetes; Venturiales; Sympoventuriaceae
Exons: 1
Coding region: 1-1140 (379 amino acids)
Source: RefSeq, a predicted model, not a curated record